CCGCCAUAGUAAAAAGCUUGAAACUUUUAUUACUACUCUUCGAUGGCAACUAAAGCUACCAAGCAAACAAAGUUCCGAUGGGCGGAUAUUGAAGAUAACGACGCCGAGGAUUUGACUUACUUAUUACCACCGAAGGAAGUAAUCGGCCCCGACAAGAACGGGAUCAAGAAGGUGAUUGAGUAUAAGUUCAACGAAGAAGGGAAACAAGUCAGAGUCACGACGACGAUCCGAGUCCGAAAAAUCGCCGUCGAUUCUCCACGCAAGGAACGGAUAUUGGAGCGAAGGUCUUGGGCUAAAUUUGGAAGUGCUAUGGGUGAUGAAGAUGAUGAUAGCCGACUCACUAUGAUUUCUACUGAAGAAAUCUCCCUUGAACGACGCGGUAGCAAAGUAGAAGAACCAAAGGUUGCUGCCGGACAUUCUUUAGCUCAACAAGCCAAAAACGGUGCCGUUCUCAUGCUGUGUAGAACAUGCGGCAAAAAAGGCGAUCACUGGACUGCGAGGUGUCCGUACAAGGAUCAAGCUCCACCACCAGCCAAUGGAACCGUCGACAAACCUCCGGCAUCUGAAACCGGUUCCGGCAAGACUGCCUACGUUCCUCCAAGUAAGAGAGGCGUCGGAGCGAAGAGAAACGAAACCGAUAUGAAACACAGGGACGAGGAGAACACUAUUCGGUUCACUAACCUGUCGGAGGAUGCUAUGGAAUCCGAUUUGCGUGAACUUGUCGCACCGUUCGGUCCGGUGAGCCGGGUUCACGUGGGGAUUAAUCGGAAAACCGGGCUGUGUAGGGGAUUUGGGUUCGUCAACUUUGUGAAGAAGGAAGAUGCUGAAAGAGCGGUAUUGAAGCUAAAUGGUUAUGGAUAUGAUAGUCUCAUAUUGAAGGUUGAAUGGGCCGGUCCAAGUACCAAUUAG
This is a messenger RNA of Gossypium raimondii (Peruvian cotton), 909 nucleotides long. RefSeq lists its product as uncharacterized. The transcript has 2 exons. Gene Ontology annotation, cellular component: eukaryotic translation initiation factor 3 complex; cytoplasm. Gene Ontology annotation, molecular function: RNA binding; translation initiation factor activity. Lineage: Eukaryota; Viridiplantae; Streptophyta; Magnoliopsida; Malvales; Malvaceae. The record is from RefSeq and is a predicted model, not a curated record. Bases 43 to 909 code for a protein of 288 amino acids.